Athene cunicularia (burrowing owl) is the source of this 4978-nucleotide messenger RNA. RefSeq names its product potassium voltage-gated channel subfamily H member 8 (gene KCNH8). Gene Ontology annotation, molecular function: voltage-gated potassium channel activity. Gene Ontology annotation, biological process: regulation of membrane potential; potassium ion transmembrane transport. The record is from RefSeq and is a predicted model, not a curated record. The transcript has 15 exons. Gene Ontology annotation, cellular component: membrane. Lineage: Eukaryota; Metazoa; Chordata; Aves; Strigiformes; Strigidae. The coding region runs from base 104 to 3148 and encodes 1014 amino acids.
UAGCAACUUCAUUCUCGCAAAUGCUCAGGUGGCUAAGGGAUUCCCUAUUGUUUACUGCUCAGAUGGCUUCUGUGAGCUUGCUGGAUUUGCACGAACUGAAGUUAUGCAGAAGAGCUGCAGCUGUAAAUUUUUACUUGGUGCUGAAACAAACGAGCAGAUGAUUAUUCAAAUUGAGAAAUCAUUGGAGGAGAAGGUAGAAUUCAAAGGAGAAAUCAUGUUCUAUAAGAAGAACGGGUCUUCAUUCUGGUGCCUACUGGAUAUUGUUCCUAUAAAGAAUGAAAAAGGGGAUGUAGUACUCUUUCUGGCCUCUUUCAAAGAUAUAACAGACACGAAAGUGAAGAUUGCUGCAGAAGACAAAAAGGAAGAAAAAUGGAAAGGAAGAGGAAGAGCGGGGUCACAUUUUGAGACAGCACGAAGACGGAGCAGAGCUGUACUUUAUCAUAUCUCUGGACAUCUACAAAGAAGAGAGAAGAACAAAUUAAAAAUAAGCCAUUCCCCAGCAGCUGCUGCUGCUACCUCCCUGCAAGAGCAGAGUGUAGAAGAGGCAGCUGAAGAUGUAUCUUACUGGGCAUCAUCUAGCAGACAGAAAGGAGUCAAAGCUGCCAUUGCUGCCAUAGACAGAGACACACAUAUUAUUUUAAAUUUCCGAACAACAUAUGUCAGCAAGUCUGGCCAAGUUAUAUUUGAAGCAAGAUCUAUUUGUAUCCACUACGUGACUACCUGGUUUAUCAUUGAUUUAAUUGCUGCACUUCCUUUCGAUCUUCUUUAUGCUUUCAAUGUCACUGUGGUUUCCCUUGUUCACCUCCUAAAGACAGUGCGGUUGCUACGCCUCUUGCGUCUCCUUCAGAAGUUGGAUCGUUACUCCCAGCACAGCACUAUCGUUCUCACGCUUCUCAUGUCCAUGUUUGCCUUGCUUGCUCACUGGAUGGCCUGCAUUUGGUAUGUCAUAGGGAAAAGGGAAAUGGAACAGAAUAACCCCCUUACCUGGGACAUAGGUUGGCUUCAUGAGCUAGGAAAACGUAUUGAGUCUCCUUACUAUGAGAAUAAUACACUAGGAGGCCCAUCAAUCAGAAGUGCCUAUAUAGCUGCCCUAUAUUUCACCCUCAGCAGCCUCACCAGUGUUGGGUUUGGAAAUGUUUCAGCUAAUACUGAUGCUGAAAAGAUCUUCUCCAUUUGCACAAUGCUGAUUGGGGCUCUGAUGCAUGCCUUGGUGUUUGGCAAUGUGACUGCCAUAAUUCAGAGGAUGUACUCCAGAUGGUCCCUUUAUCACACAAGAACCAAGGAUCUGAAGGACUUCAUACGUGUCCAUCACCUGCCACAGCAGCUAAAGCAAAGGAUGCUUGAAUAUUUCCAAACCACGUGGUCUGUCAAUAAUGGAAUUGAUUCCAAUGAGCUUUUAAAAGACUUCCCAGACGAGCUACGUUCAGACAUCACCAUGCACUUGAACAAAGAGAUUUUGCAGCUCUCCCUUUUUGAGUGUGCCAGCCGUGGUUGCCUCAGGUCUCUGUCUCUGCAUAUCAAAACCUCCUUCUGUGCUCCUGGGGAAUACCUCCUCCGGCAGGGAGAUGCCCUGCAAGCGAUCUACUUUGUGUGCUCAGGUUCCAUGGAAGUUCUGAAGGACAGCACGGUGCUGGCAAUUCUUGGUAAAGGAGAUUUAAUUGGAGCAAACCUAUCCAUUAGGGAUCAAGUUAUUAAAACAAAUGCAGAUGUUAAAGCUCUAACAUACUGUGACCUCCAAUGCAUUAUCCUCAAAGGCCUCUUUGAAGUGCUUGACCUUUACCCCGAGUACGCUCACAAGUUUGUUGAAGAUAUACAGCAUGAUCUCACAUACAAUCUAAGAGAAGGCCAUGAAAGUGAUGUAAUAUCAAAAUUAUCAAACAAGUCUACAUUAUCUCAGACAGAGCUCAAGGGAAACGGAAAUAUAAAGAAGAGACUCCCUUCAAUUGUAGAAGAUGAAGACGAGGAUGAGGAGGGAGAAGAAGAGAGUAGCACCCUUUCACCAGUCCAUACAAGAAGCACAAAUUGUUCUCAGCAGAAGAAGGCUGGAAGCAAUAAAAGCCACCUAGGAAGAAACUUGAAGCCGUUGACCUCAAGCACGGUGCCCUUUCAUUCACCCAUCCAUGCUUGCAGUUCAAACCCCUCAAGAACCAAGCAUGAAAUGGAGCUCCAUUACUACUCCAGAAGGAAGGAGAAAAACCUUAAGUUACACCUUUCAGCACUGACCACCAGUGGUCCACCUGACCUGAGUCCAAGAAUUGUUGAUGGGAUUGAAGAUGGAAACCAUAAUGAGGAAAGCCAAAACUUUGACUUCAGCUCUGAUCAGCUCAGGCAGGAAUCCAGGUUAUCUCCUACAGUUGGAGAGGCCGAAAUUGGUGCUGCUGUGCUUGUUAUCAAAGCAGAAGAGACCAAACAGCAGAUCAGCAGGCUUAAUGAUGAGGUGACAACUUUAACUCAAGAAGUCUCUCAAUUAAGUAAGAAUAUGAAGAACAUGAUGCACCUUCUGGAAAACCUGCUCACAUCCCAGAAGCCUCCAGGGUUCUGUGCUGUGCACGGCAUAUCUCGAAGUCCCACCCUGGAAAGUCUGCAGUCUCGAAUGGCUUGGACUACACAUCAACCUUGCACGCACAUGCAAGCUGGGAACUUUACUUGCACCAAAGCACAACUUUCCCGUGGCAACACACUAUGUGACAUUUGGAAUACAGAUCUGUCCUCUGUAGGCAGCAGUCCCCAAAGAACUGAACCCAACCUUCAAAAUUCUAUGGACGGUGAAUUUUAUUAUACACCAGGCCUUCACAAUUCCCCCUCCCAGUAUCAGGUAAUUCAGAAAGACAAUUUGCAAUUUAUAAGAUGCACCUCUUCCCAUUCAGACACUACCUUGACUCCUCUUCAGUCUAUUUCAGCAACUCUUUCUUCUUCAGUAUGCUCUUCAUCAGAGACAUCAUUACACCUCGUGCUCCCCAGCAGAUCUGAGGAAGGUAGCUUUAGCCAAGGAGCAAUCAGCUCACUAAGCCUUGAGAACCUGCCGGGAUCGUGGGACCUGGAAGGAACAGCCGGAAUAGUUUCUGCACAGACCCCAGAUUCCCCAGUAGACAUUGUGACAAGCACAAGGGAUGUUAAAGAUAAAGAUUACCAAGCCAUAGACGUAUAAUGAGAAACAGUGAAGCAGUAUGAGAAACAGUGAAGCAGUACUCGAAGCAUGUUCCACAGCUGCCAGUUUUAAAUUUAGAGAGUACUGCAUGACUGAUUUAUUUGACCUUUUCUCUGGCAAUCGUAGAGACUUACAAACAUGAAAAUUCAGAUUUAUAGAAAGUAAGAAAAGGUACUGCCAGUUCAUACUAUAGGAAAAAAAAAAUAAAUUCUAGAUUCUAGAAGCAUGUUGAAAAGCAUUUUAUAUACAAAUAUAACUUACUGGUCUGUUUGGCAGACUUUUGUGAUAGUCCAAAGACCCUGAGGGUCAGAGCAGCUGGAAGUCUAGGACAAAAGAACUAUCUUGGGUGGCUUUUGUUCAUCGAAGCAGAGGUUUUCCCUGGGUGUCUGACUGUUGUUCCCAAACAAUGUCUAUGGCACUGUUUGCUUCAGGUGACCGUGGGUCCUGCUGAUCUGUUUGUCAGUUCUGUGAAGGCAAAGGGACAAUUAUCCCUGCAUGUCAUCUAGACAAUCAAUCAAAUAGAGCUGGUAGAGAGUGGUUAGUUGUUGCACGUUGUUUGUCAUGUAAAUGAAACCUCUUAAUUUAUCUAAAAAUACUAUUUUUAUAUACUUGUUAUGAAAUGUACUUAAAAAAUAUUUAAAAUAUUUAUAAGGAGAAUAAGAGUUUGUUUUCAUUUUGGUAAAAGCUUGCAGUUUUAACAAGAAAUGCACUACCAUCAUGUAUUAGAUCAAAUACUAUUUAUUGUUAAGAUAUUAUGUAGUUUACAAAUGGAUUCCCUUUUAUGUGCAUGCAAUUUGCAAUGAAUGUAUUCAUGCCGGUGGAAUACAAAUAAAUUAAGGUAUUAUUUUAUUUAAAAAAAAAUAAAACAGCUGUAAUGUUGUAUCCCAUACUAAGUCAGCUAUCACUAGUUAAAAAGUGAACUGUUAUACUGGUAACAUUAAGUACCCUUGGUUUGCACUAUUAUUGAUAAGACCAAGUCAACGUUUUACUACACAUCCCUGUUCUGGAAUUUUAUAUGUGGACAAGGAAAUUAAGAGGAAUGAAAAUAAUUGAGCAAAUUAAGGAAUAUUAAAGGAGAAAAUUACAAUGGUCUAGUCAGAAUCAAAGAAAUGUUUUAAACAGUUAUUUAUUUGUUUAUUUUUUACUUACAAAUGUAAAAAUUAUCUUUGACCUUUAGUCAAAAAAAAAAAGAGAGACUAUAGAUUUGACAAAUUAUUUAAUCUAGAAUUUGAAUUGAUACCCAAAGGAAAUUUGAAGGUUUUUUUCAGUAUUUAAUGUAUUAGAAACUUAUAUUGCUACAGUGUAACCAGAGCUACUGCUUUGCGUUGGAAUUUUGCUUUAUAUAUUUAAAGAUGCCCAGUAUACACCACAUUUCCAUGUCCUUUAGCAAGCUUUCUAAAAGAACAUAUAUACAACCCCAAAUAAAUGUUUUAAAAUGGAGAAGUAAAUUGUUACAUUUAAUAAUUAAUUCAAACUGGUGACUGUUAUCAAAUUAAAAUUUUUACAGUGCACAGAUUUUUGUUUAACUUCCUUAAGAUGUUUUUUACUGAAAGCUUCAAAGACUAAAUUCAUUGUUAACAUUUAGAUGUGUGUGGGAACACAAAUCCCAGUUGAUAUUCUGUGCCCAAUUUACAUCCUUUCACAUCCUUUUUCCCACUGGUACAAAUUAAGGACAAAAUGUCAUCUCUCAUUUUGAGCUGCCUGAAUUUUGUCAGUGUGUCUACACUUCAACAUGAGGGUUUAUAUAUAGGGUUUCUUACUUUCCCUCUAUUCCAGUUCUUGCUUAGUUUAAGACUAAAUAGAGAAUUGCUGAUUAAAUAAGGCAUAUCC